AUGGACAUUGCUCAAUCCCUCGAAUCCUCUUCGGGCCAACCCAUCCGCUGCAUCGACAUGCACACCACCGGCGAACCCACCCGCAUCAUCUACUCCGGCUUCCCUGCCCUGAGCGGCACCCUGCUCGAACAACGCGACCAAGCCAAGCAGCAAUACGACCACAUCCGUAAACGUCUAAUGCUGGAACCCCGCGGCCACGACGGGAUGUACGGCGCCAUCAUCCGUCCAACGACGGAGCUCGUCUCCUCCGGCGUCGCGGACAUCGGCGUCCUCUUUAUUCACAAUGAUGGCUUCUCAACCAUGUGCGGCCACGCCACGCUUGCUCUGGGUCGAUUCCUCAUCGAUACGCAUGAUCUGCAAGUGUUUCCUUGUAGGAAUCGUCUCCAGUUUCAUAAAGAGUCGAGAUCCAUUGCGUUGACUAUCCAUGCUCCUUGUGGUUUGGUCCGUGUUUCUGUUCCUGUUUCUCCGGAUGGAAGGAAAUCAGACCCUACGCGUCCGGUUUCUUUUCUUUCCACUCCUGCGUUUGCGUCUGCUCUUCGUCUCGACAUUGAUAUCCCAGAGUCUAUCCGGGAUGUGUUUCCCAAAAAGAAGAAAUCCAUCACACUAGAUGUAAGCUAUGGCGGGGCUUUCUACGCCCUGAUUGACGUGAGGGAGUUAGGCUUCCCCGGUUUGAAAUCCAUCUCACUGGAUGAAGUCACUCGCUGUAUUCAGUCCUUGAAACCAUAUCUCAUGUCAAGAUCGGAGAUCCGCGCCGCGGUCCAACAUCCGGAUGAUUCGCGGUUGUCGUUCCUGUAUGCGAUUAUGCUGGUGGAUUCUGAUUCUGAUUCCAACUCCAAUUUGAAUACCAGUUUUUCCGAGUCGGAUUCUACCAGGGUCAAUCCCGAUAAUAUCCUAGGAUCCGAAACCGGCCUCUGCUACUUUGCAGGCGCGCAAAUCGAUCGCUCCCCGACGGGAUCAUGUGUCUCUGCUAGGAUGGCUUUGGCAUAUGCCAAGCGUAAACGAGGAAUCGGUCAGCGCUGGGCGUAUAACUCCUUGGUUUCAAAUGCUUUUGGGGAUGGGGUGUUUACCGCGGAGAUCGUCGACGAAGUCAAGAUUAACAGGGAGGAUGGGGGUGUGACUCCCGGCGUGGUGGUCAAGGUCGAAGGAAAGGCGUACUAUACCGGGUCGGUGACUUUGGUGCUAGAGGAGGAGGAUGGCAUCUCGAGUGAAGGGUUUACCAUGGUUGGUGUUGCGAACUUUUAA
This is a messenger RNA of Aspergillus tanneri, 1242 nucleotides long. It is a transcript of the gene L3HYPDH, whose product is annotated as putative proline racemase. The coding region runs from base 1 to 1242 and encodes 413 amino acids. NCBI's taxonomy places the organism in Eukaryota, Fungi, Ascomycota, Eurotiomycetes, Eurotiales, Aspergillaceae. The record is from RefSeq and is a predicted model, not a curated record. The transcript has a single exon. Gene Ontology annotation, molecular function: hydro-lyase activity.